GGAAGUUUUGAGAAUUUUCGUGACCCGCGAUUUUCCGCUUUGGUGGAAGGAACUUUGCAUCAGCAAACCUUGAUACAUUUAUUUCGAUUUGGCCCCGUGCAACUGAACACGUAUAUGAAUAUCUUACCAAGCUUUCUUAUGCUGUCAAAUUGCUCGUUUUGUUAUGGAAGAGAGAAGCACAAGCGAGCGAAAGGAACGCUACAGGCUUGUUGUUCCAAAACAUGCUCAAACUAAAGAUCGUCUUCGCGACCCUCAUUCCAAACAUAACCGCGGCAACGCAAUCAAGACUACAAAAUAUUCAAUAUGGUCUUUUCUUCCCAAGAACUUAUUCGAGCAGUUUCAUCGCUUCGCGAACAUUUACUUUUUGGUCAUAGUUAUUUUAAAUUUAAUCCCAGAAAUAAAUGCAUUUGGGAAAUACAUCGCUAUGGCGCCUUUGAUUUUCGUGUUGUCAGUGACCGCAAUCAAAGAUUUGUUUGAAGAUCGCAGACGUUACAGAUCAGAUAAAGCAGUGAACAACAGCACUUGCUAUGUUUUCAACAGGUAAGAAUUUUCUCGUUAAACUUAUUUUAAAAAUAUAUCUAAUGGGUUUAAGUUUUUUUUGGCUUUCACUUUUUUGUGUGCAGAUAUUAACCUUAACUUUAUUAUAUUCAUAUUUAAAAUUAUAUUUACUUAUCAUUGGUCAACGUGUAAUUUUCAUACAGUUGUCGAUGAGUCGUGGGCUUAAAAGCUCUCAAGUUCUCCGAAGGGUUUAAUAAUAAUGAAGUUUGUUAAAAUUAUUUAAACAGUCAAUUAAAAGAUGUUAAAGUUGAUUCAAUUUGAGCUUUACUUUUGCUUUCAUUUUUACUCCCUGAGUUCAAAUGUUAUUUUUUUGUCCUUGCAAAUCAUUGUCUUGCGUUUAAUACACUGCCGAGAAAGAAAGUAAAAUAAAAUUGAACCAAAGAUAAAAUUCACCCUCAACAGAUACAUGAAUGGGUAAAGGUAAUCUAGUUAUUGUAUAUUUUAUUAUUUGGUAAACCUCUACACUUCUACAUUGUGGUAGACAAAACCAUUUCAUCCAGGAGUAGAUAAAUUUGUAACAAUUCAUUUGCCUGUUUGAAUUUUUUAAUGCUUUUAAGUUUAAAAACAAUGAAAAAAAUUCCACAGGCAAAUGGGGCAGCUAUAGGGGCUUGCUGCAAAUGACCAGAUCUUAAAGCCUCUUUCCUCAUUUAUAGAAUUUAAAAUUUGCAGUUACAGUAUGAAAAAUGCAUGACUAAUAAUCAAGAAAGCCUGUGUGCAGAUACAAUGUAUAUUCUUGCAGCAUAAAGCAAACAGAUGUUGUCUGUAUGCAGACCCUUGGGAAUAAUAACAUUAAACAUUAGUUUUUUUAAAUUUAUUUGCGAUAUAAGUCACAUUUCAUUCACUGUACAUCUACACUUUACUAACUACAUGACAUAAAAUGGUAUGCACAACCCUCACAGAACAUGUGUACCCGUGUAAGAAUUGUUGUUAUUAUUAUUGUUUAGUAAUCUUUUAUUUAUAACUUUAAUAUUCAAUUUUUGCAGAUGGGAAGGGGGACACAAUUCAAAGCACUUUUGGCUUUAUUAAAUGUGAAUAAAUUUAUCUACUGUUGAAAAGAGGUUUUUCCUGUAGACUUUAUGUGUGGAUAGUUAAUGUGAAUGAAGGAAUUUGUCUUAUUUCCCAUCCAUCAAUUUUGUGCAACCAUUACUCGAUGACGCGACGUAAAAUAAUGUCACUUUUUCCUGAAGUAUUAGCCCUUCAUAAUAUAAUGGCCCGAUAUUCAUUCACCAGCUGUUUUAUAUACAGGAUGUAUUGCAGCCACUUCACUUUACUCUUUUAACAAUAUACUUUCCUUUCCCAGCCACUGGACUAGCUUUCAGUAAUAGAUGACUGUCCUAAUAGAUAGCAAUGUAACCUUACCAAAAGAUUCCUACAGUUUGUAAUAUUUAGUGAACCUAGAGGGUAUUAUAUUUGUUUGUCAGAAUAAAAAUGGCAAGAGUAAUUAUUAUCUUAAGAGUUACCAUUAACGAUGAUAACAUGUAUUUGUCAACUUGAAUCCCUUACUUUCAAGUUGUGACUUUUUAUUUUGUGUGUUAAAUUAAGGAGACUUUUAUUUCAAUCAGAAAUUUGUGUGAUUGGCAUAUGAAAAUUAUUCUAUAGUGAUAUUGUAUGAUGACAAGACAGAAAGAUUCCAAUGUCAUUAUUUCCUCACAGUCAUAUUGGCCUUUCAGAAAAUCAUGGCCCAAUAUCCACAUCCAUUGCAUUAAUACUGCUUUACUAACAUGAACAUUAACACCACUUUAUGUAUCUGUUAAGUGUAUUUUCUUUGAUUUGUUUGGUUAAAACUUUAACAUUCAAGUGUCAUGUGGUUGUGAAAGGACAGCUUAGCUAGUUUAUUGUCGUUGUCUAAUUUAAGAUUCCCGUUUAAGUCACUAGUAGUCUAUUUGCUGGUUAAUGUGCCCAGCUAAUAAUAUACCCUUUGAAGACCCCACACACUCUCCUGUCCCCAUCUUUCCCUUCAAAUUGCUGCUGUCUGUUAGCUGGGACCAGGAGACGUGUGUAAGCUAAACCUUACAUGAUGCAAUCAACUUACAAAUAAUAAUUUUAUUGAGUGACAUUAACAUUUACAGUAUUUGAAUUUUUUUUCUUUGCCUCUCCUUUUCAUAUUUUUUUCCUUUUUACUUUGCAUUUUUUAGCCUAACCAAUUGCUUCAAUGUUACAAAACUUGAAACUUGAAACUAUAGAAAACUGUUUGUAUCUUAGUUUUUUUUCCUUUCUCAAUCAGAUACAAGUCAUUGUCAUAAUUUGAUACAAGUCAUAAUUUGUCAUUGUGUUUUAUCACUUUCAGUGAGACACAUGAAUACCAGAAGACAGCAUGGAAGAAGGUAGUAGUUGGUGAUUUCAUCAAGCUGCAGAGUGAUGAGAUCAUCCCUGCUGACUUGCUGUUGUUAAACUCAAGUGAUGCUAACUCUAUAUGCCACAUUGAAACAGCCAAUCUUGAUGGAGAAACCAAUCUUAAACAGAGAGAAGUCGUCAAAGGGUUAAAUUUAGUAAGUCAACUGACAUGUACCACAGCUGUGGUCAUAUUUAAAUCUGCAGUGCUGCAGAAAGUUUGGGGGACAGGGGCCGGUGGGGGAAUCUUUGCUUUGAACUCCCCCAACUGACCCCUAUAUAAGGAUAUUGAGCUUCCAUGGGUAUAAAUGGAUGGUGUUUUAUGGUCCAAGUGUUAUAAAGGCUUUCUGGAUCUGCACAUUUAAUGUCCAACCUAUGAAUCAGACUGUACAAUGUUAGGGAGGUUUCAAAACAUUACAUGGGCCCUUAAAGACAAACAUUAAAAUCCAUUUUUAUUAAUGAUAUGCAUACUAAGGUAAUGUAAAAGGCUUUUCUGUCAAUUUCCUUUUGUUUCAUUGACCUUUUCUGCUGCGUACUUGGUCUGAGGCAGAGGAAAAACCCUCCUUUAAAUUCUUCCUGUCAAACCACGUACAUAAUAACUCUGAAAAUCACUUUGCUGAUCCCUCCUGAUUUUGAGCUAAUAUUAUUCCAUAUGUCAUUAACUUAUAAUAUAAAAGUAGUUUAAUGUUUGGCAAGUUUAUUCAUUCCAUGCAUGGUCAUAGCUUUUAUAACUCCUUAUUUCAGAGCAGUCUUAAAUUCUUGCCAAAUAGUUUCAGUGUAAUUAAAAAAACUUAAUCUGAUUGUAAAAAUGGCUUUAGAAGUUUCCGUCAUAAGCAUCCUGACAAGCAGUCUGAGUUUACUUAAUUAUCCUAUGCAACAUCACUGUUUGAAUGCUUUCCAUACACUGCUGUCUUUGUUUUGACAGGAUAAUUCCAGAUUUUUGCCAGGAGAAUUCCCCUAUGAACUAAAGUGCGCUGAGCCUGAUCAUCACAUACACAGGUUCCAUGGCACAUUGUAAGUAAACCUAUUCAGUAGGGUAAAUGUAGUUCUAGACAGGACUGUUUUUGACAGUGACUGACGGUUUGACAACCAGUGCGGUAGUCAUCUUUAGAGUCAAAGUUAGUUGUAUUGCCUCAUGCCUGGUCAGUUGAUGGGAUUGUUAUCAUCCUGUGAUUGGUCUAUUAAGUCGCAAUGUUGUUGGUCAUCUGUCAGUUAAGCCGUGAUGUUAUUGGCUAUGAAGACGUGUAAUGUCAUUGAUGCAUUUUGAUCUGUCUAUGUCACAGUUAAACAGUCAUUUAUUGUUAGUCAAAUUGUUGGCUGUCCAGUCAUUUUCUCCUAAUUAGAUCUGGUUGGUUCUGUCAAAAAAAGGUUUGUUUGGUGCUGGUAACUGUUGACUAAGAUUUAGUGGCGUUUGUCCUAAGUUAGUAAACCAGCUUUCUAAAGUGAGUCAUUGAUUUCGUAAUACAUGUCACAGAAUCCCAGUUGAUUUCAUGCGUCAUCUGUAAAUGGUGUUCAGCAACGUGAUAGUCGACAUCUCCAUUUCUUGUUGUUCAUUUGUGUUCAAUCAGUCAUGUGCUAAGAUUUCUUCUGGUUUCACCAAUGUAAGUGGCCUGCCAGUCGCAGCAUUUGAUCUUGUAUACUGCUUCCUGUCUGUCCUCCAGUUUGUCUUAAUAAUAUUGUCCUUGACAUUAGUAAGUAGUAGUGUAAAGUGGUUAUCGGUUGGUGUGCAAUGUGUAUAUUGUAAAGUUGUGGUAUGCGUGCGUAAUGCAGGCAAAAUUUUGGCAGAGGAGCUGCUAGCCAUGAGGAGAAUGGGGAGGUGCUCGCUUCUUGCAGCUAAGGUGCAGAAAAACAAUUCUGCCAGCUACAUAGGCUAUUAUUAGUGUCAGGUAUCGUGGAGGGGAGAGAGGUAAGAAUCAUGCUCUGUAAACACUUGAAUGAAUUGUUUAACACUAUGACUAUAAAAGCCUCCAUCCAGAGUUUGUAGGUGUAUAUUGGACCUGGUAACUAGUGAAUUAGUGCACUAACUUGCAUAACUCUAGCAAGCUAGUUUUUAUCUUUCUUCCACCACUGGUUCAAAACCCAUUUUAUGGAAACCUCAUCCAAGGUUACAUGUACAUUGUAAGUAUAUUAAGUGGCAUAAAAGUCAUUUCUGUCCAAAAAGCACUGCACAAGAAAGUAAUCUCUGUAUAUAUUGGCCAGCAUAAUAUUAGGGGUGAGUAUGACUGACUAGAGGGGAUUAUGCUCCACAAACUACUUGAAAUGUAUUAUUUUGCCCAUAGCAUGCAAGCGGGGCCUCUGGGGCAGGGUAGUAACGGGAGAGAGAGCUUGCAGUCACAUCUCAGGAAUUUGAAUUCUGCCUCCAGUGCCCCCUGUGGCUCACUGUCGGCUGAGCUGUCAGAUUUAUGUCAAACAGUCAGGAAUGGAAAUGAGUGCUGAAUGUAAACAAACAUUGAAAUGUUCCUGAAAAAUAAAUUUCCCUCGAUCAAACGAAGCCCGGAAAGCACAACUGCAGAGCUAGGUAACAACAGAAAAUCAUUCAGUUCUCUCUCCUUCUCCUCCCCUGACCCCAAAGCCCCUCAGGGGUACCCCAUGGCCCCCCUCGCAGAGCUUGCUUGCAGGCUAAUUACGUUGUUAAGUCUUGACAGGUUUGGUAAUUAAACAUUAAAGGAAAGAAGACCAAUCUCGUCAAUAAAGUAACUGCAUGCUUCUUGAAUAUUGACUUUUCUAUACUCUGUCUUUAUGUCAGGAUUCAUGACAAUGGAAGGGAGAUUUCGGUUGGCAAGAACAAUUUACUCUUGCGUGGUUGUGUCAUUCGCAACACUGACUGGGUGGAGGGAAUGGUUGUCUAUGCAGGUCAGUUUCCAAAUUAAAUGAUAGGAAGAGUUUGUUCAUGUUCAUGUGAUGACUAAUCUUUCAUGGUUUGUGAAAGUUGAAUCUAGUUAGUGUUACGAACUUCAGCUGUCUAACCUAAAAAUUGGCCUACACAGGCCAUAUAAAAAGCAAUUCUCAGAUGCCUCAACAUGUCCUUUGGUACAGCUGUACAUUGCAGAAAAAUUGAAUCCCAAUUUCUCUAACCCUUGAUUUUUCAAAAUUCCUGAUAAUUCAGACCAAACAUAACUUCCCUUUACCAGUCAAACACAUUAAUUUUACCCCUGGGGUUUUCAAUAUGACCUCCCGAUAAUUCAAACCAGUUUGCUUUUCUCAAGGUUGUUCCAAAAAUCGAGAUUCCACUCUAGAUGGCCGCUUCACCCAAUGUAAUCCAGAUUGUUAUGUAAUCCAGAUUCCCCAAAUCCGGGAAAUUCCAGAGACUCUGGGAAAAUUUUGCUUGUGGAAUCCAGACUUCGGAAAAUUUUGCUUGUUGAAUCCAGAAUCCUGGGCUUUGGAAUCUGAAAUCUUGCUCAAAGAAUCCGGAAUCUGAGUUCCACUGACCAAAAACUGGAAUCCGGUACCUGGAAUCCCCAAUCCACGGUGUGGAAUCGAGAAUCCAAGACUGUCAUGGGUUCCCUGGAUUGCCUUACACAUGGCGAGCUACUUGAGUCUGGGUGUUGUUUAGUUGAUUGUCUGCGCCAUCCUUCUCUUUCAGUCACAGCUUCUGCCUGCUAAAAUGUUCUUGAAUGUAAUGUACAUUCACUUGACCGGUAACUACAUGUAAUAUAAUACAUUUCAUUAUAUUCCAGGCCAUGACACAAAAGCUCUCAAGAAUAACAGUGGUCCACGAUACAAACGCAGUAAGGUUGAAAGAGACCUCAACAUGGAUGUUAUUGCUUGUGUCGUCAUCCUCUUUGUUCUUUGCUUUCUUGGCGCAGUCGGUAAAUAUUUCAUUUCUAUUUAAACGAAAACAAAAAAAACAGUGCCAGUAAUACACUUUUAGAUUUAAUGAUACGGACAAUCCAUAAUGCAGACAAAAAAGGUUUAGAGCUUAGGGCUUUUGGUACAGCUUAAUUUGGCUAUUUUGAGCUGGGUUAGUGUUUCGUUGAAUAGCCUUUAUUCACGUUUACGUCAAACGAGCAGAUUUCUCCACCAAGCCUCAUUUUUAAAUUGCAAAGUUGCAAAAGUUUUACAUGAAUGAAUUCCCAAAGGCUUAUAGUAUUGUUCUGUCUUCUGUUUUCUUUAAACAAUGAAUGUAUGCAUAAUUAAUUUAUGGGGUUAUACGGAAAUCUUGCACAUAAAGCUUCCGAGACUAUUAGGCCGUUAGAUAAGAAAAAAAUAACCUCCGGAACACGGGGUAUUACAAAUGAGGCUUGGUGGUGAAAUUUGCUCAUCUUACGUAAUCAUGCAUAAGAGUCAUUGUGCUGUCAUGUGGGACUGCCUUGGGGAAUAAUCGUUUCCUUCUCGACCUCGAAAUGGCCAAUGGAAGAAGUACAUGUAAUAGCAGCCCCCAAUACGAAAACAGUCUCACACUGUAAGGGGUGUGUUAAGUUUUGUAUCUUUGGGUGCGUUCGAUUGAUAUUAUUCCGGAAUAAGAAGGCGCAAAAGUUUUGUAGCAAAUCUCUUGUACCGGUUUUUUCGCUACUUAAACACUACAUACACCGGAAUAUUUCAUUUCAAGCAGAUUUUUAACUUUUGAAUGACAAAAUAAGGACGCUUAAAGAUCGAUCGAUUAGGCUGAACUUGAGUUUUUGUAGAAAUAUUCUGUUCGUGUAAUUUCUGUGGCAGUUAUUAUCGCUGUUGUUUAACGAUGCGUAUUUCAUUUAGCCUUUUUUGUGCCUUGAAAAAGAAGGACUAUAUUUUAAUUUCGGCAUACUGUAAUACAGAGUUUUUGAGCCUGUCUUUAGAUUAACUGUCUGGUUAAAUGAAGGCCCAAGCAUUUUCAAUUUCGGACUCGUUGUUGUUUGAACUGGGACUCAACGGUUCUGGCCUGGGUCUCAUGAUUUUUCACACUGGUAUCAAAACUUUUGCGUAUUCUUAAUUCCUUACUACGGACAAUUGAACGCACGUACCCUGAAAGCGGUUAAAGGUUGUAAGCUUUGACGGAUCUAUCUUUAUGCUGGUUUAUCUUUCAGGGUGUGGUGUCUGGACGAACAACAACGAUUUUUUCAACAGGCAUUUCACUCCUGGCUCUGAAGGUCCUGAUGAACCAUUUGUAAGGGGACCAUUAAUGGAGGCAUUCCUCAGAUUCUGGACUUUUAUUAUCAUUUUACAGGUUUGUACUGAUUCAAAAAUAUUUUUAAUAUAGACCUUUCAUUUUCUGGUCCAGUGAGUACACAGAAUGAAAUGCAAUUUCAGGCUAGCGUUUGACAAACUCAAUGAAGUCACUUGGGCGUGGCCGAAGAGAGAACUACAGCAAGGAUGUAUUAUUUGAUACCUUAAACGGGGUCAACUCUAUGCUGAAGUCAUUUUUUUGUGCCUUUAUAUUCACUAAAUGCUCAUGUAGAGUUAUGGUGAAGAUGUUAAGUGAAUUUUAGCAGAUAGCGCUAACCGUAAUAUUUUUUUGGUGAUUUUCGCGGGCAUUUCAUUUGAACUUGAAAAUGUUGCCCCACCUUUUUCAAGUUUCUAUCCAUGUGCUCGCCAUCCGUAGCAACAGACGACAGGAAACAGUUUUAGGGCCUACGAUUUCAAAAUAUAGUCUUGAAUAACAAAACUGUACCAUUAUUCUUUAUUCUGUUGAUGCGAAGACAUCGUGACAUUUGAAAAAGAUAGCAAAUAGCAUGACAUAGUCCCCCCGCCCCCACCAUCCUUAAGUAUUUUCAAUACAAUCCCGCUCUGUUUUGAGUUCUUUCGGUGUCGUGUUGAUGUCUUGUUAAUUUUCACUUAGUACGAUCAGCAUUGCAGUAUUCUGCUUGCAGAAUUUAAAAUUUCCUCUUGUUAUUUCUGCUGAUCAGGUCCAUAUAUAUCCUACGUUCUUCGGCGUAUUCGUUUUGCGGUCCUUUGCAGUCCUUUGUGGUUGAUGUUUGUAUUUCCAAUAGUCCAGUUUUCGAAUUCGUCGUGGCCGCUGAGUAGAAGUACUGAACCAUAUUCACACAUGAAUUCCAGUCAGAAGAAGACCUGUGUACAACUGUGUGGGUUGUUUUAAAGUCAAAUUCAGGCACCUUCUCGCCGGUAUUUGUGAAUAUUUUACUUUAGUUCUAGGCUAACCUUGUGUAGGUGGUUUUCAUGCAAUCUCGGGAGACACAAAUAACAAUGUUGAAAUGAACAAAUGCUGGUGGACAAACAAAGCGAGCUAAUGAGCGAUCUUUUGUUUACCGUCCACCAGCAUGGCGGCGAUGACGUAUAGUGUAUAAGCCUAUAAGUGAGCCUUCAGUGCUUCUAUUAAGCGGCCGCGACGAGUGCGAAACUGGAGCAUCAACUAUGAUUUUAUUUGAGUAUUUUCUUGUUCAUUAGGUCUUGAUACCCAUAUCUCUCUAUGUAUCCAUGGAAGUUGUCAAGUUAUUCCAGGUUUAUUUCAUCUCUAAUGAUCUGGAGCUUUAUUAUGCUGAAAUGGAUCAACCCAUCCUUUGCCGCGCAUUGAAUAUUAAUGAAGAUCUGGGGCAAAUCAAAUACGUCUUCUCAGACAAGACAGGAACUUUAACAGAAAACAAAAUGGUGUUUAAGAGGUGCACUAUCGGUGGGCGAAACUUUGAUCACAGGGAUAAAUUUGGUACGUAAAGUAAUGUAUGGUGUGGAAAUUCAGUUGCCUGGUUUCAGUACGGCGUCUUCCCAGGCCUUCUCGGUCAAUGCCUUUCGUUGACGUAUCCGAGUGACCCGAAACGCAUCGGCCGCGCGCAAUAGUGAGGCCUAGGAACUAGGCAAGGAUUUCGGUACGUCAUGUACCAGAUGAAACCGAUGAUAAAACACGAGUUUCCCCAGUGAUUUUUAAAUAUCCCUUCGUAAAUCUAGUCUCCUGGCCUAUAUUGAUGGUGCCUUAGCCGAUUAGGAACGGAAAACUGUUCUCAAUCAAAUCGAAUCUGUAUAUGUAACACAGUGCAAUACUUUGCAAAGCUGAUUAUUGUGUAACAAGGUCUUAAAAUGUUUUUCGCAUCGCCAUUGCCAGCGUUUUAGCUUAUGACAGGGCCUUGAGUUAUAAACAAAAAGGGUCUACAUUAUUCAGUGACUAUUUUCUGCAAUGAGUUGUCCUUAUGAUUAUUCAGUGAAUUUCCUACAAUUGGUCCUGCUUGAGAUUUUCUCCAGAUCAGGGUCCCUAACUUGCUGCUAAGAUAAUUGUAACUUACCAAGAAAGGUGAAUGGUUCAAACUUCAGCUAAUCAGUGAAUACGUCUCUGUGUCUGUGUUUGUGGGUUGCUUCUUUCACUAUUUGUAAACUUUUUGGCAUCAUUUUUGUCUAUAGGUGCAGACACUGUAGACUCAUCAGCCGCUGAUCAAAUGUACCAGCAAAUUUCCGAGGAACCAAAGGUAAAAAAGCUUUAUCUCAGAGGCAGUGUACAACAAUAACAGAAUUCCCAGUUCUUAGCCUACGCUCACACGGCAUUGGUCGAAUUUUCGACCAGUUGACCUUGCGUUUUGGUUUUCCGUACGAAAACUUAGGUUUAACCGUUUAAAGUUCAGAUUUCAAGGCAAUAUGAAGUAUUGACCUUGUCUCCUUGAAAAACCAGCAUUUUCACCUAAGAUAGAAAUAAGUUACGAAAAAGCAUAAAUAAAGUACAACUGCUGUUGUGUUUCGCCCUCUUUCGUAACCAAUCAAAACUAACAUUAAAACCAAUCUUGACCUGGGGCCCGGUUUCUCGAAAGGCCCAGAAACUUUUCGGGCCUGAGUGCAAAUUUUAAAAUCAAAACUUGUUGAAUGGUAACACAGUUCUAGCUCUCAAACCUGAUAGUUUCAUUGUAUUAUUGACAAAAUUAUUGCAAGUGUGAUCUUGAAUGUAAAUACAGCAAACAGAAAAAAGCUUUCCGGGCCUAUUAGCUACAGGGACCUUCGAGAAACAGGCCUCUGCACGCAUCCGUUUCCUACGCUUUGCGUAUGCUUCAUGCAUUUGCUCGAAUUUUAAUUGGCUCCUUAGCCUGCGUAAAAGGCGUCGAAAGAGGAAGAAGAUUAGGAGGAAGGGAAAAAAGGAGGGAGAUUGGGGCGAGAGGGUUAGGGACGCCUGCUGUAAUAACCCCCCUUUGUUCACGUCUGCGGACGCUGGCGUCCGCAAAUUCCUAAUUGGUUCCCUUCCCUUUUCCCUUUCGUGCUUUUUUCCCCGCCCCCUCCCUUUUUUGCGCCUGCCACGCGGGCUACUGACUCCUUAGUUUGCCUGCAUCAUUUAUGAUUGGCUAGAGUUAGAGUACUUGUUUACGCGCGUAGUUUUAUGGCAAGGAUGCCUUACACUUGUCUUGCAAUCGUAUCUUGUCUGUGACGUGUCUGUGUCUUUUUUCGGGCGACGAACAUUCUUGAGGCAAAAAAUCCGUACUGCUCUUCGAGAUGUAGUGGUUGAGUGCUGUUUUCCUUCUUUGUAGGGAGACGAAAUCUACUGGGAUAAAGAGCUAGCAGCUGCAAUAGACUCAACCAGCAGAGUUGGGUAUUACUGUGGACCAGGAAGCUCAUAUCUUAAAGAGUUCUUCAUUCUCCUUGCUAUCUGCAAUACCGUAGUCGUGUCAACGGGAAGAUCAGACACAGAAAACAACCCAAAUUCACCAGAACUGACUACAGAUAACACAGAUUUACCUAGUACUCCUGAUAAGAAUCAUGCUCCUUUAGAUCUAGGCGAGUCUGGCUCUCUAAAAAAUUAUUUAAGUCCUGACUAUGGUUCAACGCGUUCAGGUUCAAGUAGCGCAAUCUCGGGGUGGGAUAAUUUGGGAGUGACAGCAACACCAGUUAAACCGUCCCUAGAGAGUAUAUCAAAGAGACCUAAGAGUUGUUCGUCUUUGAUAGAAUCUGCGGACGAAGGUGCGCUCAACGCUGCCAACCGUGAAAUCAUUUACGAGGCCGAAUCACCUGACGAGGCAGCGCUCGUGAAAGCGGCGCGUUUAUACGGCUAUGUGCUUCUGUCGCGUAGUCCAGAGAAGGUGACGUUGUUUAUACCAGGAGAGGGCGAAGUCACAUAUGAAGUGCUUCACGUGCUUCAGUUUGACUCUUCACGUAAGCGGAUGUCCGUUGUCGUCCGUCGUCAAGAUGAUAGUAGUAUUAUAAUGUACUGUAAGGGAGCGGACUCGGCCGUUCUGCCAAAACUGGAGCGAGCCAGUCAGCAGUUUGUGCCUGAUGACGUCGAUGAGGGCGAUGGAGGAGGGAGUGCCAGAUCAGGCAGCAGGGGCUCGUUAGUGGAGGAAACUGUAAAACAUUUGGAUCUUUAUGCCAGAGAUGGGCUCAGGACAUUGUGUAUGGCAAGAAGAGUAAGUAAUGUUCUGUGUAAGUGAGCAAAACACAACGGAAUACCAACCUUUUAAGUGCAGUUUUUUUAUUAUAUAUGAUUGCUGAAGUUAAGAAAUACAGAUGAUGUAAACGGGAUGCUAGUCACUUUUUCUCAACGAACUUCUAAAGUUGUUUAAUGAUUAAACUUUUUUCAGUUAAGGUACGAAAUUCAUGAAAUUUCUAUGGGAUCUGCAGAAGCAGGCCACACCGAACACAGAAAGGAGCAGAAACGUCAUUCGCUUUCACUCAGGGCCCCAACAAACAUUUUAUCAACGAGAUCUGGCUCUUGAUGGACUAAUAAAAUUAGUUAGAUAUUUCUAGCUUUUUAAACGAAAGAGCGACGUUUCUUCGAUUUUCUAUCAACAAAUAACAUUUAAAAAUGGGCUUAGGGGUGAGUUCUUUGGCCACAGUUUUGGACUGUUUAUUUUAAUGCUGUGAAGAGAUUGAUUGGAUACAAAUCACUGUCUGUUUUCAGCAUUUAUCGGACAGUGACUAUGAAGAGUGGCUAGAACAGCACCGACAAGCGGAAACAGCACUCCACGAUAGAGAAAGAUUGCUGCACCAGUCAGCCCAUAAACUGGAGUGUAAAAUGGAGCUGGUAGGUGCUACUGGUAUUGAGGAUCGUUUGCAAGAUGGUGUUCCGGAGACCAUUGCUAGGCUACGCGAGGGAGGCCUGAAAGUGUGGGUCCUUACUGGAGACAAACAGGUAGAGAUUUAAGCUUAGAUCAUUGCUAAGUGUAGGGGUCGUGAGAACAUUAUUGGGUUACGCGAGAGACGCCUUGAAGUGCAGGGCCCAAUUGUUUGAAGGCUGAUUGGCGCUAAACCCGGUGUAAAAUUUAAUCUGGGCUUAUUUUUCUUGUAUUCAAAAGCAUUUUCUUUGUUAAUUUUCUCUGUUAUUUUCAGAGCUUCCAAUCAUCAACUUGUAGACAAAAAGAAUUAAAACUGAAAUGCUUUUUAAGCUUUCAAAUAUGAAUUCAAAUCUCGCACUAACCCUGGGUUGUCUUAACCCAGCUUUGAACAACUCGGCCCACUUCUUUACGAACGAGAAACAGAUAGGGUCUCUUGUCUUGAUAUCAUUCAUUACUUGGCGAGAGAACUUUGACAGGUUACACGAUGGAGGCCUGAAUCUGUAGGAUUAGUAUAGAAACAGUAUACAGAAACAGUAGGUCCAUAGUGUUUACAGUAAUGAAACUACUUGGCCUUGUUCCUUCCAAAAAGAAACUGUUUUGUUUUAGAAGACCGGAUUUCACACUUGCAAUCGCACAAUUAAAGAGAUCCGACAGUAGGGUCGGUCCCAGAGACUAAACGUAUACACACAGUAGCCUUGAAACUGAAGCAGCCUACCCUUCACCAAAAAUUAGUCCAAACGGGAAUACCGUAAAUACGUAAAUUGUUAUUUACCGGACAGCCUGCCCGUAAGUAAUUACAAAGACAUUUUAGAACUGCAGUUAUACUAUAGCAUUACGUCCUGCGUUCGAUGCGUUAUGUUUUCACUUAUCCAUGCCCACAUGUGUCCUUAUUAGGAAACAGCAGUCAAUAUUGCUCACUCCUGUAAGCUGUUGGACAACAACAUGCAGAAGGUGAUACUGAACGCAAAAUCCAAGGUAUGUCUUGUACGUAGUGUGUACUUCCGGCGCAAGGUAUUUUUGCUUCUCAGUUGGACAUGCAUACCGUAAACUGAUGUAAACAUCAUCGUAAGGGGUUUCAGGAGAGCGUAUAAACGGAGGGGCUUUUAGAAAAAGCUCUUCGAAACAAGCUACCGUAAAAUUCCGAAAAUAAGCCCCGGGGCUUAUAUUUUUCAAAGGCCCUUUUUAAGGGGGCUUAUUUUUGGAGGGGCUUAUAUUCGGUGAGGCUUAUCUACGGAGGGAAAUUUGUGUUACAAAAUCGAUUGGGCUAGCCUUAUAGUUGGAAGGAAAUAUACCGUUUUUGCUGUUUUUUACUUUGUAUUUGAGGGCAAUUUCCAAGUACAAGCCCCCUGGGGGGGGGGGGGGCUUACAUUUGGAGCGGCAAUUUAACGGAGGGAUUAAGGGUGGGGUGUGUUUGUUUUGGAGUGGGAUUUUUUUGAGGGGGCUUAUUUUCGGAAUUUUACUGUAUGAGAAUGGUGAUCCGCAAAAUUUGUUUUGAAUUUAAUUGUAUUAUUUUUUUUUCAGGCUCAAAAAGUCCAAAAAAAUUGAAUUUUUUUUAAUAUGUUUGGAAGGGGGUUUUAAUGGGGUGGGGUGGGGGGGGGGGGGGGGGCACUUACGGUACGUGGUACAUUUACAUACGGCACAGUUAUCAUAUGAUUAUCUAUACGUCGUUCUACUUCUAUCACCUUACAUUUCCUUGUUUUAUUCUUCUUUCGAGCUUAGGGUGAAUGCGAAGAUCAAAUCACCUCUUGGCUGGGCCACCUUCAAUCCGAAGUUCUUAGCAUAAGUAGCGACAAUUCCUCCAAUACUGUGUCAGGACAUAUUAGUUCACCGACGACAAACAGUCAGCCUUUAGGUGUAGUGAUUGAUGGACGGACAUUGAUGUAUGCAUUAGAGGAUCCUUUGAAUGCGAAGUUCUUGGAUUUAGCACGGCGCUGUCAGGUUGUCCUGUGUUGUAGGGCUACACCCUCACAGAAGGUGAGUUUGAAAACAGUUUUAGCUGUUAUUAAAUCAGAUGUUGACCUCACUUCGUAACUUUUUUUUCGAUCGUGGUUAUCUGUCAUCAUUGUUCAUCAACUCUUCAACCAAUUCGGAGUUUCGGUUUGAAUGUGAAUGACAAUCUGCGACUACACAGACUACUGUUUAGGACAAAGAACUACGAUGGUCGCACUUUUGCACGACUGCCCUUUGGAACAAUCCUCCCUUCACUUUUUAUUAUCUUGAAUUUUUGUAAUUUCCUUAGUAAAUUUUUAGACUCGCCCCCAGCUUUCUGUUACCUCUCCCCCUACUUCCGCCGCCGUGCGUGUUACAAAGACGAAUGAGGACGAGUCAGGCGAAACGACGUGACUCUCGUCACGUAAUUGUGCCAACUCCUAUUAUCUUGCGACGUUUACCCAAAGGAUUCGUAGUUACUAGUGUAGCUAAUCUCUUCCCUCCCCAGAAAAAAAGUAAGAGAAAUUUUCACUUGCAUCUAAUUAAUCAAUCUCUAUCAGUCUGCAGUCGUUCAGCUGGUCAGAAGUGGUCUGAAGACAAUGACUUUAGCCAUCGGUGACGGAGCUAAUGACGUAAGCAUGAUUCAAACGGCUGACGUAGGCAUUGGUAUUUCUGGGCAAGAGGGUAUGCAGGCAGUCAUGGCAAGCGACUUCGCUAUUGGUCGAUUUAAAUUCCUAUCUCGUCUCCUAUUGGUUCAUGGGCAUUGGUGCUAUGACCGCAUCACCAAGAUGUUCUUGUAUUUCUUCUUCAAAAAUGCAGUAAGUGAUUGUUAUAAUCAAAGAAACAAUGAAGCAGUUUAUUUUGCAAGCACCCUAGAGCCUCUUGUUAUCUUCUUCAAGAGGAGAAGAAUCGCGACAAGCCUUUCAGGUCGUCGUAGCUCGAACUUCUGAACUGUUUUCUCUCGUUAAUAUGGUUGUUACCCCUAGUUACGAGUGAAAGCAUCCGUUUAUUGAUAAACUGAUGGUCAUAACUGAGCCCGCUGUACCAAGUACACGGCCAUUAGGCCUGGGUUUGAAACUGAAUCCUAGAAACAUGCAGCGCAUGCUCAAAAAUCUUACUUGAUUCAAGCAGUCUCAAGGAGACUCUUUCUGAAGUAAGCCAAUAAAAAGGCUCUGCAGAGAGGGUGUUCUGUAACGAAACCGAAAGGAAAUGGCCUAAACCCUUUCACUCAUAAUGUAAACACCUGCCCUAGGUUGUAAAAACUUUAUAUCGCGCUGUCAACGGUGUAAAUCACUAUGCAGUGGAUAAGUAUUAGGAAAACCAACUGCUUUGUCCACUGGAUAGGAAUUUAUCCAAUGAAUAGUGCUAUCUACUUUUUGAACAUCUCGGGCGCUUAUGAUGCAUUGAAGCUUCUUAGUCUGUGUACGAAAUACUAUGAAUUAAAACCACUGAAUUGAAACCUAUGUGGCAAAAAUUUCGCGUGGUGCAAGUUAUUUUUUCGGUAUUUGACACAAUGACAUUUUGAGCCACAUUUUCCUUUAAUUUUGACUGAUUUCAGAUUUAGGUAGCCUGCGCCAUAACGAAACUAAACUAUGGUAAAGUCCGUCUGCGAAACAGUGCCGGAAUUCCUAUUCUGGUUCCCCCCAUUUUACCAAGAUUUGGGUACGUACCAUGAUUGGCCACUCGUUAAAGUAGCCAUUGUCGAUUUUCCAGUCAGUUUAAAAUUCACUUCCGAUAAUUCAUCAAAUUCUUUGGGAGCCCAGAGCGAGGAUCUUGGCGCUGCUUUGCAGACGUUACUAACCUGUCUGGGGCACAGGCUAAGAUUUAAAGUGAAGAGAUUGUACGAUCGUUUUACAGCGGUUGUAACUGCGUGGCUCUUGAUGGGCUUGCCUGUCGUCAGGUACCCUUUGAGCAGAGGCUACAUUCUCGUGGUGUGUACUGGCGUGCGAAAAGUAGCUAAUGUAGCGUCUGCUUACCCUGCAGUCGUCAGGUAGUCGGCUUGCAAAUGGGGCCACUGCAAAGCACUCACUUGACCCUGCGAUGGAAAAUUCCCGAACACUGUGCAGAGUUUAGGGACAAUUCAGUACCUUUGCUUGUGUUUACUACCCAUUUUACAUAGCCUGCGAGCAAGCUCUCAAUUUGGGGCAGUCGCGAGAAGUCUCUCGCGAGCAGCAUACGAAAUGAUCUCAAGUAAGUAAAUAAAUAAAUACCCUAGGCUCUUUCAUACAAAGAAGAAGAGAGGUUACUCGUCAGUCAUAAGUUACCUAGAACUUUGUUGUUUGCCUUUCAGAUGUUUGUGUUAGUUUUGUUCUGGUUCCAACUGUACAAUGGCUUCUCAGGCUCGAACGCUAUUGAUGACAUCUCUCUCAUUUUCUUCAACCUUCUGUUCACCUCGGUGCCCCCUGUCAUCUGUGCGAUACUUGAUAAAGAUGUCCCUGAUCCUAUACUUACAGCAAAUCCUGAUCUUUAUAAAACCGGACAGAACAGUAAGGUUGGUCAGUCUGUGUUACAAUACUAUUUCAGAGUUGUUAAAGGAGCUGUGUAACGAAAUUUAUCAAAAUUCAAACAGUCAGACUGCCACCAUAUUGGGCGAAACAUAAAAAUAACAUCUCAAAACGUUUAAACAAGGUGUACAUAACACAGCCUUUACAAAAGGUCAAGGCACGGAUGGACAGAUUCUAAGAAGAUUGAAACGGAUUAAAUUGAGGUUUUUAAAACUUUUUAACGUAAAAGUUUUUUAUAGUUCAUUCUUUUUGUCUGUUACGUUUGAUAUAAUGCUUGGGAGACGUUUGUUUGACAUGAGACAGUGAUCUUGUCAUUUGCCAGUUAUUUUUCUUUGCUAAGGAUAAGUUCCAUUGCGAAUAAGGACAUGUAAUUGGCAAUAUUUUUAGAACUGGUUGCCUGGACAGCCGUAACACAACCCCUUUAACAAAAUUACGCGUUGUUUGCUGCGCCCUAAAGAAUAAUAAAUAUAUCAGUGUUGAUUUGCAGCUCUGGUUGAACGCCAAUGUAUGGUCCAAUGUUGAACGCUGAACGUGAACUUUCAAUUGCCUCGUACCCAUACGUUUCUCUCGCCAUUUAUUCGGCGCUAGCAAAGAACGGCGGGACGGCCUCCCAUGAUGGCUAGUACUUCGUUUGUUUCCAGUCGUUUGCUUUGAUACGCGCGAGGCCUUUCAAUGUGUUAAACAUUGUUCAAUAAAAAUUUGCAGCUUUUGAACCUUUACAGGUACUCAAAGGUUAUAUACGAAUCAGUGGAAUACUGUUAUCAUUUAUUAAUUCAGCAAGCUGCGAUAUCACCCACUGUUUGUUGAGCAUUAGAGCUCGAACGAUGUUCAAACUUGUAUAAUUCGCGUUUUAUAGACUGAAAACCUAACUCUAGCUGUCUUUUGAUUGGCACAAUCACAGUAAUUGAUGAUUUUCCUUCCACUCUCUUUAGCUGUACUCAAGGAAGUGGUUUUGGUUGACCAUUUUAGAUGCCUUUUAUGAAAGCUUGGUGGUGUUUUAUGUCGCGUUUUGGGUAAGGAGUGUUGGUGGAGUCACAGGACGACUCUUUUGCUUUAUAGUACACGUUACAAGUAACCUUUGCUAUUACUAGGAUACUCUUGUUCUUGUUCUGUUUUAUCAAAACUGUGGUUAAUGUAGUUAAUGAUUGGCCCAGUUUUUAGAUUAGCAAAGGAAAGACGAAAUGGCGGGUGGCGUCAUUUUCAUUAAUUUCGCAAGCUUUUGCUUUUGUUCGUUAACGGCUUUUUGACUAUCAGAAAAGCUAUUUGACUUAAGCGAAAUCCUAUAAUAGAUUAUGCUUUACUUUUUUUUUUUUCAUUUUUUCUCUUUGUCGUUUAAGGUCUACAACGGUACCGCAGCAGAUUUGCGAAUGGUUGGAGUGACCCUUCACCAGAGUUCAGUCCUCGUCGCUAAUUUGUAUUUGGCCCUUAUAACAGCACAGUGGGUGAGUGAAUAAUCUUGGCCAGGCUCUCGGUCAGUGCGGACGGGCGAAUAAAGCGAGCGAACAAUGAAAUAGCGGACGAGAGAAAAAUCGGUGGGAACAGUCCUCCGUCUCUCUCCAGCUCCUACACAAGUUUUGGGCACCUUUUUUCGAUCCGCUUUCCUCACUAUCUUGGAGCCUGGAACAGGCAAGUGAGUUAACUAGUGAUAGUUCCCAACAAAGCCACUUCUUCUUUCUCGAACAAGUGUGAAGUGUGACUAAGGGCCUGGGAACGAGUUGUGUGUCGCCGCGAAGUUACGUCAUGAGUUCACGUAAAAACUCAUAUGUGCGGGGAAGGCCUGGCACUAGGAGGGGGAUGGACCCGGGCCUUUACUUUAGCUGGGUGGUUUCAAAACCCAUGAAAUUGGUGCAGUCGGCCUGUAUGUAAGUCGUAGUGCGUGAUAUAGAAAAAAAAAAUCUCAGCUAGCUUCCAAUUUUGAACUGACGCGUACACCGACCAUAUAUGGAGAGCAUGGUUUUAAUGGCUCAUAUACCAUGAUGGCUAAGCCAAUCAAAACGCUAGAAUUGUAUUAUCCAACGAUUCACUUUUUAGUAAAAAAUAAGACAAACAAACAAACAUAAAAACUCGUUAGUGAAUGAGGAAGAUUAAAUAAUCACAAAUGUCUUGAGCGUGAGAGCAAAUCAAGUUUACUCGUUUCUUUGCAGACUUUCCUCCAUCACUUGAUUUUGUGGGGCAGUAUAAUUUUGUCUUUUUUGUGGUUCGUCUUAUAUGGUGCCAUAGAAAACAUCUUCUGGGAUAUGUACUACGUACCAUUUGUUACCAUGGCAACGGUGGAAUUCUGGUCCGUCUGUGUAUUAAGUUCAGUGCUUGCUCUUCUUCCGAGGUAUGUUAGUUUUUCUCCUUUUUGCAUUUAUUUUAAGGAUAUGCUUUCCUAUGUUGGAGCAGUGGAAGAUAAAUUCUUAUACAUUUGCUGUUUAUAAAAAAUUGUUAUUGUAAAUUGCAUUGGUCACCGUAAGGAGUGAAAAAGCGACUAAUUCUCUGUUUACAGGCAGCUUUUAACGUUCCUGAAGAAUUAUAAAGAGGUUAACCCUACCAUGAUUACGAUCUGCCCGCAGAUAACCCAAGCACAGCUCACUAAUGAUGGUCGCUGCCAGAUAUUUGUUACGCUCCUAAAAUUUCUUGUAUAUCCCACAGAAUUAGGUUAAAGUCAAAGUUCUUGAGACUUCGCGUUCGGUUGUUUGCCCUCAUCCCAGAAGACCAUUUGUUUGCAGUUUGAAACAUUAUUCUCAUAAAUGCUAUGCCCAACGCGGCGUUACAUUUAUUGAGUACUGUGAAGUUGGGACCUCUUGUUUAGGAUUACCGUACCCCAGUUCUUGCCCUCUUCCGUGUCUCUUGUUCUGCUGUCACGCAACGCCUGUGAGAGAGGGUCCUUCUCUCCUCGGCGUUACGUCACAGACGGAGAGGGACCGGAGCUUAUUAAGACUAACUGAUACAUCGGCUUUGUCUUUAAAUUGGUCUGUUACAAAGGUUCACACUGUAUUUCAAGGAUUUCAUUUUCACGCUGAAGGUUCGAUGUAAAUAAAUAUCGUCAGAUAUGUGUAGGCGUUGUCAGUGAAUAUUUCAUUUUUAAUACUUAGGUUCGUAAUAAUGGCAACCCAACAUACAAUCUGGCCGACAGAAAUCAACAUCGCCCAGCUACAGUCAAAGCAGCGUAAGAGAGCAAGUCUCGUGGAGCAGAUUCCAGGCGAAACAGUUGGCGAGUCUGUGCUCUUGUAGGGCGGUCUGAGGGUGGGGUGUCGAUACACUCAGUCCCCUCUCAAUCUCGUUUCCAGAGCCUUCGUUACCCUUGUCCAGCGUUAAGGAUUAUUGAUGCUGACCAAAAGGAUCACCGGCUCUAGGAACAGCAUUUUCCUCCCUGAUUACUUUAGGAUCAUCGCCUUGACUCGGCCUUCUGCUCAUUUAAUUUGUGGCUCGAAAUUAUGAAAGGACUGCAUAAAGCAGACAUUUGUACAAGCUACUUAAAAGCCACAGUUUUAUUUAUUAUUAUAUAUAUUUUUUUACGGUCUUAGUCUGAUAUUAGAAGUUGAAUACUAAAGGUGAUCAAUCUUUUCCUUCGUGGAACCAGGCAUGUAGUAAGAAGAUAGAUAAAUUCCUAAAAAAAAAAGAAAAGAAACAAUUUAAGGUGUUGGUCCGUGAUGGACCGGUCACGAUAAUAGUGAGAUCUCAUGGUUUUUGACAUUUUGGCGGGUAGGGGGUAGACAGGGCAGUUACAGUGCCUUUGUCAAUCCUACAGUACAUGUACAAAGGAGAAUAAUGCACGCUCAUUUACUCGAUAUUGAAAGGAAUGAGUAUAGAACUUGAAGAUUUUAACUUCAUUUUUUUCAAGUUGCUUUUUUUCCUACUUUCCAGCCGUCGAUAGUCGAGGACAGCUUCUUUUAUAAUUUCUUUAAUAAGUUCUCUCUCCACGGGCUUGGAAUAAGAGAGACCCUGGGAAUAAGGUCGAUGACUUUUAAGCCCCAAUAUAUACUUGCAAAUUCUCCACGCCAGUCCCCAUAUAUACAUUUCCUUAAAAAAUAUGUUAUGAGAAUUUUGACAAAAGAUCUAAGUACUUUCGUCUUUUAAUAAUUGGUCAUCAAUGUUUUAAUUCUCCUAACCUAUUCUCUUGAUAAUUUAUUGAUAUAAUUUGGCGAAAAUUGAUGUUGAUCACUCUAAAAAGGGUAAAGAGAAGAGUAGCAGCUGCUUGGACAAUGGUAAACAAUGAAUUACCAUUGUUUAAAGGAACGAAUCAGGAAAGACCUUACGAGCAGCUCCUACAUUACCGGGAAAAGAUGAAGCAGAACUAAUUAAUACAAUGUAACAAAUGAUAGUCAAAUAAGUUGAUUCAGUAGGAUAUUUCGUUUGAUCGCUACGAGGUACUAUAGACGGUUAGGUAGUAUAGACUAUUAUGUUUUAGUAAAAUCCAACUAGUGGUCUAUUAUCAAUGCUGCGUUCUGAUUGGUUGAACUACUACUAGGCUAUAUGAGUGAAUAGUAGCGAAAAGCGCCGGCUUUUUGGCGGCAAAAAGGAUUAAAGUCUAGCUUUAAGUAGCUAAAACUUUUUCAUUCUCGAUGUUUUUGACCAACUAUUUGGAUUUUACUAAAACAAUUUUUUCUCUCGCCCUCAUUGCCCGAAUGGGCUAUUGACUCAGAGCCCAUUCGGGCUUGAGGAAUAGUUGUUAAUUAGUUUCUACUAGAUCUAAAAUUUACGAUAUAAAAAGACGAAUUUAUCACAUACAUAAAGCAGAUUUAAUAAAUAAAUUUUAAAUUUAGCAAAGUUCUUGGUUUAGAACAAAAUAAAGGAUAAUUAUGGGAUAGACUCCUGUUUGUUGCCAGGUAGACCAUUGGCUACGUAGUGACCGUCUCCCUUGUAACAACUCCAUGUAAUAAGAGUGUUGAAAGAUUUUUAAAUCUCAGCACAGUCGGCUCCCGAUAAAUCGAACCUUAGUAGGGAAAUCGAAAAGGUCUAGUUAGCGGGAGUUCGAGUUAUCGGGAAUUUGAAGCAAAUAACCGGAAACUAAGAAAAUGGUACGGGGAAUGAAUGCAAGUAACAUGCACACGUCAAAUUUUACAAAUACACAGCGCUAGACACUGUAUUUAAACUGGACCGACAAAAAAGUAAAGACAAAGAAUACAUGGUUGCUAAAAUAGUUUCAAUGUUUCGGACUGCUGUACACUUUUUUACGACUUGUCGGGCGAUUAAGGACCUCUUCACAGGAGCUCGGUUAACAGGGCUGGCGGUCGUUUCUCGAAAGUCCCGGUAACUUUUCGGGCCCCAAAUCAAAUAUUCAAAUCGAAAUAUAAUCGAAAUAUAAUCGAAAUAUAAUCGAAAUAUAAUCGAAAUAUAAAUCGAAAUAAGAGCUCGGGUCCUGGCUAACAAACUACUCCAUUUUGUUUCACUAACUGAUAGUUUUAUCAUGUUAGAUGCAAAACUUUUGAAACCUCGAUCUUUAAUAUAAACGGAAACGGCUCACCGGGCCCGUUAAUCAUCGGGACUUUCGGGAAACGGGCUCCUGGCCCGAUUACCGGGACCAAUUUCCCGAAAUUUCGCCUUGAGUUCAUAUGACAAAUUUCAGCCCGGUUUCCGAGAUGAGAAAAGGCAGAGCGAGGAUUUCUGGCGCGAAAUGCGAGAAAGAAAUCAAACGUGGCGAAGCACAAAAAUCAUAACUUUCGUGUCUGUCAUAGCUUUGGCAACUCUCAUAGCUGUAUCACUGCAGUUAAAUGGGAUGCUUAUGAUGUGGAAAAUACAGCAGGCAACGCAAGACGAUGCAAUCCGGUUAAAGCGUUCGUUACAAUUAGCUCACGUGCCUGAUUGCUCACUCUUUUUUCGCUUACUCACGCUAUUUCAUGUGGCACGCGCGCGAGUAUGCAAUCAGGCACGUGAGCUAAUUUUGACAAACUUUUUAACGGUAUUUAGUCUUGUACCCUGAAGAAGGCAGCAUUGCCGAAACGUCGGUUAAGACUCUUAAAACAACAGCGUCAAUUUUCAAAUUAAAUUGGUAAAAUUUUCAGCCCGCUUACCGAGAUCCCGAGAACCGAGCCAGACCACCCUCUCAUGUGAACACAUGAAAAUUUUACAAAGGAUGCAGCGCAGAGGUAAGGAGAGAUCUAGGAAACCGGGCCAGCGCUGUCAACCGGGGUCAUGUGAUCGAAGAGGCGCUAAAAAGCAUGAUUCGACUUAUUGAGGGUAAGUUUAUAUAGAAAUGAUCUGAAAGGAAACAAAAACUACUUCGAGUUAGCGGGAGGUUCGAGUUGUCGAGGGUUCGAGUUUCCGAGGGUAAAAUUACAGUAAAUGUAUGACGGAAAUCCAGGGGAAAUCGAUUUCGGUUCGAGUUAAUGCGAGGCUCGAGUUUAUAGUGAAGGGCUCGAGUUAUCGGGAGUCGACUGUACGAAAAAUGUCUACUUGACCUUUUUGUCUUUACCUUUGUAUAAGAAAUAUUGCAACGAAAAUACGACGAAUUCUCGAAAGAGCACGCUCCGGUCCCUCAAAAAAGAAACCCUCUACAGACCAAAAAAUAUUCACUCAUGUCAAUCACCUGAAGUCAAAACUAGCCGGCCAGACCGGUGAUUUUGAAGAUGACAUGGGGUGCUUACCAUUUGACAGAAAAAUCCGGUUGGGGUGUCGAAAGCAUAAUGGUAAGCGAUUUACCAGUUUACCGUAGAAAUGCCACAUCCGUUACGGUUUGAAUCCAAAAAAGGGCGAAUUUGUGUAGCCUGAGUCUGGAACCAAAGAAGGAACCGAGAAAUUGGUUAAUGAUAAGCAACAUUCCGUUUGGUUCGUACCAACCGCAUAUACCAUGAUAGCUAAGCCAAUCAAAACGCUAGAAUUGCAUUAUCCAAUGAUUUUUAAUAAAAAACAAGACAAAGAAACAAACGUAAAAACUCGUUAGUGAUUGAGGAAGAUGAAAUAAUCACAAAUGUCUUGAGCGUGAGAGCAAAUCAAGUUUACUCGUUUCUUUGCAGACUAUCCUCCAUCAUUUGAUUUUUUGGGGCAGCAUAAUUUUUUCUUUUUUGUGGUUCGCCUUAUAUGGCGCCAUGGCAAACAUCUUCUGGGAUAUGUACUACGUACCAUUUGUUACCAUGGCAACGGUGGAGUUCUGGUCCGUCUAUGCGUUAAGUGCAGUGCUUGCUCUUCUUCCGAGGUAUGUUAGUUUUUCUCCUUUUUGCAUUUAUUUUAAGGAUAUGCUUUCCUAUGUUGGAGCAGUGAAAGGUGAAUUUUUUUACAUUUGCUGUACACAAAAUAUUAGUAUUGUAAAUUGCAUUGGUCACCGUAAGGAGUGAACAAGCAACUGUUUACAGGCAGCUUUUAACGUUCCUGAAGAAUUAUAAAGGUUAAACCUGAACUUGUCAUGAGCUAUCUGCCCGCAGAUAAACCAAGCACAGCUCACUAAUAAUGGUUCUUGCCACGUCUUUCAGAAUUGGGUAAAAGUCAAAGCUCUUUGUUUCGUCGCCAACGGUUGUUUGCCCUCAUCCCAGAACACAAGUGUUUGCAGAUUUGAAUCAUUAUUGUCAUAAGUGCUAUGCGGCGUUACAUUUAUCGAGUACUGUUAAGUUGAGACUUCUUGUAUAGGGUUGCCUUACACCAGUUCUGCCCCUCUGCGUGUCUCUCGUUCCGAGUCUCUGUCAUGCAAGGUCGGAGAGAUAGGGUCCUUCUCUCCUCGGGGUUGCUUGACAGAGAGAGAGACGUAGGGGGGAGGGGGGGGGUGCGCAGAACUUGAUAUAUUAAAAUGAUAAUAUCGAUCCAUAGUCAAGACUAACGGAUAUUUCGGGUUUGUAUUUUAAUUGGUCUCUCACAAAGGGUCUGACUGUAUUACAAGGAUUUUAUUUUUACACUGAAAACCUAUUAGGUUAGACGUAGUUAAAAAAAAAGCGUCAAAUAUAUAUAGGCAUUGUCAGUGAAUAUUUGAUUUAUAAUACUUAGGUUUGUAGUAAUGGCAGCCCAACAUACAAUCUGGCCGACGGAAAUCAACAUGGCCCAGCUACAGUCAAAGCAACGAAAGAGAGUAAGUCUCGUAGAGCAAAUUCCA
Messenger RNA from Porites evermanni, 25214 nucleotides. The record is from the annotation of a GenBank genome assembly. Lineage: Eukaryota; Metazoa; Cnidaria; Anthozoa; Scleractinia; Poritidae.